Molecule: messenger RNA, 2387 nt
Organism: Myxocyprinus asiaticus (Chinese sucker)
Lineage: Eukaryota; Metazoa; Chordata; Actinopteri; Cypriniformes; Catostomidae
Product: SOSS complex subunit B2
Exons: 6
Coding region: 893-1546 (217 amino acids)
Biological process (GO): response to ionizing radiation; double-strand break repair via homologous recombination; mitotic cell cycle checkpoint signaling
Cellular component (GO): SOSS complex
Molecular function (GO): DNA binding
Source: RefSeq, a predicted model, not a curated record
CAUAUCAAGGCUUUGUUAGAGAGAGACGCAGCUAGUGCUGUGAAACAGCUUUCCCCCCGACGUAUUUUUUUUUUUUUUUGGUCUUUUUUUUUUUCUUAGUAAGAUUUCAGUGUUUUACACGUAGAAAACAUGCUAUAUUGAUACCAAUUUAAAAGGCCAUCAGCAAGUUUAGUACUGCUCAUGACGCCAGGUUUCAAAUGCAUAUUAAAGUUAGUCAGCUAUAGUUAACUCGGUUUAGAUAUUCGUUUGGAAAUUGAUUGUUUCGUCGCUUUGUAGCCUUUAAAUGUCGAUUAGACAUGUUGAUAAUCGUUUUCGUGCGGGAGGUGAAAUAGAGAGGUGUUCAGUUUCACCGGCAAUGUGUGUGUCGAGCUGAACUCACCGACUCCCUUUUCUACACACAAAUCGGUCUAUAAUAUGAUAAUCAAUUUUAAACGAUACUCGUUAACUUGACGUCGUGUGACGAAAAUAUAGGCUAACAACCCGUAUGCACGUAUCCGGGUGCUCGGUAUUAUGGACAGCACUAGGCUUCCGCGAAGUCUUUUAAACCUUUAGGUUUAGGACAAGAUGAAGUAUAAAGUCUCUGUCUGGAAAACGAAUUAAGUGUUUUUUAUACGUAUAGUUUUAAUUGUGGAGGAGGGAGCAUUUCCCCCUUUUACUUUCGUUCCUUUAGCUCGAUGGCCAAGUGUGAAAACGCACCGCCUCAUAUAUUACGCUAGAAAAACACCUCAAUCUUUCCAAAGGGGUCUUGCAUACAAAGAUUAUUUGCCAAAUGAAGUUUAUUUGGUAAAUAAAUUAACACUCAGAGCACAGAUUAAGGUUUAGAUCAAGAAGUCCUCUCAAACAGCUGUGGUUUAGCUAGCCGGUGUGCUAGCCUUCACCUCAGCACCCAGAAAUGUCGAAUAUCUCCAACGAAGCUGUGGUCUUGAUAAAAGAUGUAAAGCCCGGAUCGAAAAACCUAAAUAUCGUCUUUAUAGUUUUGGAAAUCGGUCGGGUGACAAAGACAAAAGACGGGCACGAGGUGCGCUCCUGCAGAGUGGCGGACAAGAGCGGCAGCAUCGCCAUCUCUGUGUGGGAUGAGCUGGGCAGCCUCAUCCAGCCAGGGGACAUCAUCCGCCUCACGAGAGGUUAUGCCUCCAUCUGGAAGGGCUGCCUUACACUGUACACUGGACGAGGAGGAGACUUGCAGAAAAUAGGAGAGUUCUGUAUGGUGUAUUCAGAGGUUCCAAAUUUCAGUGAGCCAAAUCCAGAGCUGCUUGCACAAGCUAACCAACAGAACAAGACCGGUAAAGAACAGCAGGGUAAUUCUCCACCGAAUCAAAAUGCAGGUACACCUGCUCAAACAGGAAAUGGUAGUGUGCCAGUAUUUCCUAAUAACAAUGCUGCUCCUGUGCCUCGGGAUCCCAACCUUGGGGCUCCAGGAAGACCCAACGGCCGUGUUCCAGGCAACGGGCCACCCCCAGUAACUGCAGGGGGACCUCCUGCUCCACCAAAACCCACAGUCACCAUUAGCAAUGGCAGGGACCCAAGAAGAGCUUCAAAAAGAUGAGACAUUGACUGCAAAACCACUUCCCUGUUCCCACUCCUCCCUAAAAUCCUCCCACAAACCAUCCUAAAAAUACACACAACUGCCAAUCAAGAGAUACGAGGUUUAAUGCUACAAAUUUGCCAUCUGUGCUUUUGCUUUUUCAUCUGCCAAGAACUGCAUUGUAUAAUUAUGAUUUGCUAGUCACAAAAGGUUAGAAUUCAACUUUCAAUACAUAUUCCUUAAAGAUUGGCACCCUCUCUGCCCUUUAAGUGCCAGUUCAAUAGCCCACCACUUUCUUUUGAAAGUGUUAAACUAUACACCUUACUUGAACACUUGAUGCACUUCUCUUAAUUUAUAGUGAAUGCAUUACUGUAAUGUGAUUCAGGAAUGGUUACUACUGUUGCAAACGGGAAUGGAGCUUUAAAGUGAAUUACUAACCCCCUGGCCAAAAACUUACCAGAAGUGACCAUGUAAAAGGAAAGGUGAUAGUUUGAUUGGACACUUAGGAUUAUUUAAUUAGGAAUAAAUCAAAAAGGUAAAAAGUUGGGAAUAAAUCCCUAUGUUGGUUGUGUUAUAAGUGUGGACCUUACAUUUAAUCUGAAGAGGUUUGCCUUUUCAGCACUGUAUACAUUGAAUGAGACUGUUGCCUUUCUAUUGAGUAAUGUAACUACACUGAACUACUCUGCCUAUAGACCUUUUUCACACUCUGGGUUUUGGAGCUUGGAAGUAAAAGGAUUGCAGGGUAAACUUCAACAACGGUGAAUGGGAGACCACAGCCAGUAUUAUUUUAACUUACCCAUUUGCUCCAAGAGCAAAAGAAAAAAAUCCAAUAUUACAUUUGAAUGACUUUCCAGAGGGGGGG